Mus musculus (house mouse) is the source of this 4154-nucleotide messenger RNA. RefSeq names its product leucine rich repeat containing 8 family, member E (gene Lrrc8e). Gene Ontology annotation, cellular component: monoatomic ion channel complex; endoplasmic reticulum membrane; lysosomal membrane. Gene Ontology annotation, biological process: monoatomic anion transmembrane transport; aspartate transmembrane transport; cell volume homeostasis. Lineage: Eukaryota; Metazoa; Chordata; Mammalia; Rodentia; Muridae. The transcript has 3 exons. Gene Ontology annotation, molecular function: volume-sensitive anion channel activity. The record is from RefSeq and is a predicted model, not a curated record. Bases 461 to 2848 code for a protein of 795 amino acids.
UUUCCACUUCAGAUUCUAGGCUCUAGUCCCUAUCUGAACAGUCAGGUGUCUUGGCACAUGCCUCCAGGGCUCAGUAGCCUUCAGCCUGGCCACUCCCUAACCCCUGAGGCCCUUAACUAGAGCACAGCCACGCUCCAGCUUGCUUCUCCCUAGCCGGCUUUUCCGGUUAGAGAAUGGAGGUGGUGCCCAGAGCACCCCUGUAGGGGGGCACACCCCGGAAGUCUUGAGCCUGGGGAUACCCUGGUGGCAAGGUGGAGGUGAGAACCCAGCUAGAAUAAAGGAGUACCAGAACGAAUGUCACAGGCUUCCUCCUUCAGAGGUGGGCAGCCAAAGGAGGAGACUGGAGGACAGCUGCCCUGUAGUUUUUUUACUCUCACAGAGUUCUGAAGAGGGCAGGCAGUGAAAGAUAAACCUGUGCUUUGGAGGAGGGGAAACGCUGUGAGACUGGGAAAGAGGCAGGAUGAUCCCAGUGGCGGAGUUCAAGCAGUUCACAGAGCAGCAGCCUGCAUUCAAGGUGCUCAAACCCUGGUGGGAUGUUCUGGCUGAGUACCUCACCGUGGCUAUGCUCAUGAUCGGGGUAUUCGGGUGCACCCUCCAGGUGACACAGGACAAGAUCAUCUGCUUGCCUAGCCACGAAUCUCGUGAGAACAUAUCGGGGGCUCCAUGCCAGCAGCUUUUGCCUCAAGGAAUCUCUGAGCAGAUGGGGGGUCUCCGAGAGCUCAGUGGCCUCAAAAACAACCUAGACCUCCAGCAGUAUAGCUUUAUCAACCAGCUCUGCUAUGAGACUGCCCUCCACUGGUAUGCCAAAUACUUCCCCUACUUGGUGGUUAUCCAUACUCUCAUCUUUAUGGUCUGUACCAGCUUUUGGUUCAAAUUCCCUGGUACCAGCUCCAAAAUAGAACACUUCAUCUCCAUCCUGGGCAAGUGCUUUGAUUCUCCAUGGACCACUCGGGCCUUGUCCGAGGUGUCUGGAGAAAAUCACAAGGGCCCAGCUUCUGGACGGGCCAUGGUGACCACGGUAACCACCACAGGGGCAGGGUCGGGGAAGGUGGGUGAAGGUGAGAAGGAGAAAGUGCUCAUUGAGCCCGAAAAGGUGGUGUCUGAGCCUCCAGUUGUUACUCUGCUGGAUAAGAAGGAGGGCGAGCAAGCGAAGGCCCUAUUCGAGAAGGUCAAAAAGUUCCGAGUGCACGUGGAAGAGGGUGACAUCCUCUAUUCCAUGUACAUCCGGCAGACAGUGCUCAAAGUGUGUAAGUUUUUUGCCAUCCUGGUUUACAACCUGAUCUAUGUGGAGAAGAUCAGCUUUCUGGUGGCCUGUAGGGUGGAGACAUCAGAGAUCACGGGGUAUGCCAGUUUCUGCUGCAACCACACCAAGGCCCACCUCUUUUCUAAGCUGGCCUUCUGCUAUAUUUCCUUUGUGUGUGUCUAUGGCAUCACCUGCCUGUAUACACUCUACUGGCUCUUCCAUAGGCCCCUAAAAGAGUACUCCUUCCGUUCUGUGCGUGAGGAGACAGGGAUGAACGAUAUCCCGGAUGUUAAGAAUGACUUUGCCUUCAUGCUCCACCUCAUUGACCAGUACGACUCCCUCUAUUCCAAACGCUUUGCAGUCUUCCUCUCUGAAGUCAGUGAGAGCCGCCUUAAGCAACUCAACCUCAACCAUGAGUGGACACCUGAGAAGCUGAGGCAGAAGCUGCAGCGUAACAUGCGUGGCCGGCUGGAGCUGAGCCUCUGCAUGCUCCCUGGACUACCUGACACCGUCUUUGAGCUCAGCGAGGUGGAGGCACUCAGGCUGGAGGCCAUCUGUGACAUCUCCUUUCCCCCUGGGCUCUCCCAGCUUGUGAACCUUCAGGAGCUCAGCUUGCUUCACUCACCAGCCAGGCUGCCCUUUUCAUCACAGAUCUUCCUGCGAGAUCGCCUGAAGGUGAUCUGUGUUAAAUUCGAGGAGCUCCGAGAGGUACCCCUCUGGGUGUUUGGGCUUCGAGGCUUAGAAGAACUGCACCUGGAAGGACUCUUUCCCCCAGAAAUGGCUCGGGGUGCCACCCUGGAGAGCCUCCGGGAGCUUAAACAGCUCAAGGUACUGUCUCUACGUAGCAAUGCAGGGAAGGUGCCAGCCAGUGUGACUGAUGUGGCCGGGCACCUUCAGCGACUCAGCCUGCACAAUGAUGGGGCUCGUUUGCUUGCCCUAAACAGCCUCAAGAAGCUGGCAGUGUUACGGGAGCUGGAGCUGGUGGCCUGUGGGCUGGAACGUAUCCCCCAUGCAAUCUUCAGCCUGGGGGCUCUGCAGGAACUUGACCUUAAGGACAACCACCUUCGGUCUAUCGAGGAGAUCCUCAGCUUCCAGCACUGUCGGAAGCUGGUCACUCUCAGGCUGUGGCACAACCAGAUUGCCUAUGUGCCCGAGCAUGUGAGAAAGCUCCGGAGCCUGGAGCAGCUCUACCUCAGUCACAACAAGCUGGAGACUCUGCCCACCCAGCUGGGCCAGUGCUUUGGCCUCCGCCUGCUGGAUUUAUCCCACAACGGGCUUCGUUCCCUGCCACCUGAGUUGGGCCUUCUCCAGAGCCUCCAGCAUCUAGCCCUCUCCUACAACGCACUCGAGAGUCUGCCCGAUGAAUUGUUCUUCUGCCACAAGCUGCGGACGUUACUCUUGGGCUACAACCACCUAACUCAGCUCUCACCUGACGUGGCUGCCCUCCAGGCCCUCAGCCGUCUGGAGCUCAAGGGUAACAGGUUGGAGACACUGCCAGAAGAACUUGGUGACUGCAAGGGGCUGAAGAAGUCGGGGCUGCUGGUGGAGGACACCCUUUAUGAGGGACUGCCUGCAGAAGUUCGGGAAAAGAUGGAGGAGGAAUGAAGCCUGGUGGGGGAAGGGGCAGGCUGACACAGAGGCCUUUACAUGUUUCUGCCCAACAUUGUAUUCCAAGGGAGAGAGGUCCAGCAGGAGUGGAAGGAAGGCAGGACAUGUCGGUUUUGUGCAGCUCAGACAAGAUCCUGGGACUGGUUUUUCUGGAGGAGAAACAGGAGGCGGUAGAUUUGAGGUGUAACCCCUUAGGGAAGGAUUAACCAGUCUUAGGUUCUUCAACCAAAACCACACCUGUGUCUUUGGCUGGCUGGCUUGCCCUUCCUCUGAACAUUCUGGCUUAAUUAGUUUCCUAUAUGGGAGUGGGAUUUCCAACCUUUCCCAACAAGGAUCAGCAUAUACUUAGGGUUCUCUCCUAAGGAGAGGAUACAGGGUCCAGUUCCAAAGUUCCAUAUCCCAACUUUCAUGCAAGUCCUGAUUUUAUAAGCCCUUUGUGACAGGGAUGGGUACUUAGAACAAUGGCUCUCACAUUUAGCUAUGUAAUAAAAUCAGCUGAGAGGCCCGGAAGAAAACAAAACCCUUACAUGCUUCCCACCCCACCCCUGAAAUUAUACUGACUCAGAAUUUGGAUGGGUAGCUGAGCAUGGUGGCACACGCCUUUAAUUCCAGCACUCAGGAGGCAGAGGCAGGUGGAUUUCUGAGUUCGAGGCCAGCCUGGUCUACAAAGUGAGUUCCAGGACAGCCAGGGCUACACAGAGAAACCCUGUCAAAAAAAAAAAAAAAAAAAAUUGGGUGGGGCCAGGAAUCUGCUACUAAGUAAGAAUGCCAGGUAAUUCUGAUUCAGGUGGUCCUGAGACCACAUAAUGGAAAUAUUGACAUAAAGACUGGGCUGGCACUGAAGCUCAGUUGUGAGAGUGCUUGCUUGACAUGCAGGCAGCCCUGGGUCCCGUCCUCAGCAUUUCAUAAUCUAGGAGUGGUGGAACCUAUGUAAUGUAGAGAUGCCUGUAUAGUACUCUGGAGGUGGAGGGAGGAGGCGUGAAAGGUUGGAGGUAGCCUGGGAGACGGAGCAUAGCUCAUCUCAAAACAACUAAGAAUGGAAUACUGACAUGUCAGCUAUGGAGCCCCUUUUCUCGAGCCGUAGGGAGUCCCAUCAAGUUAAGCAGUGUUUUCUCAGGACAAUGCUCAUGGAACAUAAAGAAGAAACUGUAAGCCGAGUCUCCUGUCACACAUUCCCACCUGAGUCCAGUGCUGGUGAAGGCUACCUUUUUUCCCAGUUCAUUCAGGGAUUUUCUUUUGAAUGUUUCCUGUGCAGGGGAGCAUAUACCACUGGGUGCUUAAUAAACGAGAACGGUAAUUUCCA